GAUUUAGCAUGUAUUCAAAAGUAAAUCUGUGUGUGGUGGCAAAAUCUUCCUCUUGAAUAAUUUAAGGAUGAAAGUACUUUGGAUUUUUCUCAUACUAGCAUGUGUCAGAGGCAAAUCUGCUCAGAGGAUGCAUAGGAACAUUCAGAUAUCUGGGUGCAGUGAAUCAGAUAAACAAUAUUUAAUUGGAAAUGAUGGCGAUGAAGCAGGUUACUCAGAUUUCGAAAAGGAGAAGAUAGUGAUGACACUUCCUGAGUUUGCAGACCCUGUUACAUAUGGAGAAUACGCAUACGCAGCCUCACAACAAGACGUGUGCAAUCAAAUCCUUCAAAUGGCCACACGUAUCACCAAUAACCCAACAGAAGCAGUAGAUCCCCCUCAAAGCUCCAUUUACACCAAGGCUGAUGUGCAGCUGGACACAGAGAACACCCUCAUCUGUCAUGUGACUGGGUUCUUCCCGCCUCCCGUCGCUGUGACCUGGACAAAGAACAACCUGAAUGUGACAGACAGUUCAACGCUCACUCGGUUCUACCCUAAUGAGGACGGCACAUAUAACCAGUUCUCCCACCUGAGGUUCACACCGCAGUCAGGAGACAUCUACAGCUGCACCGUACAGCAUAAGGGACUGGAGACACCCAACACCAAAACAUGGGAGGUGGACGUCUCUGUGCCCAGUGUGGGUCCCUCUGUGUUCUGUGGGGUGGGUCUGGCUGCAGGACUGCUGGGAGUGGCUACUGGAACCUUCUUCCUCAUCAAAGGAAACCAGUGCAACUGACACCACUGAUGUACUGGAGAAGCAGAAGCUCUGAACAGAAAGUGUACAUAGGUCCUGAACUGCACCUCAAAACAUUUGACAUUUAUAAUGAAAGAGUAUAACAGGCAGUUUGAUGGAACCUUGUGGCCCUAGACCAUAUGCCAAAGGUUAGGCCAUUCUGUUUCCUAAAUGAUGUUAUGCUGGCCAGUCAGGUAAAAAGUAUUUUAUAUUUGAUUUUCUUGUUUGUUAAUUCAUAAUAAGGUGUUCUUCCCUGACAUGGACUAUGUGCGUGUUUUUAUUUACUGAAGAAUCAAUAAAGUGUACAGGCAGUAAAUCAA
Electrophorus electricus (electric eel) is the source of this 1089-nucleotide messenger RNA. RefSeq names its product H-2 class II histocompatibility antigen, A-K alpha chain-like. Gene Ontology annotation, biological process: antigen processing and presentation; immune response. Lineage: Eukaryota; Metazoa; Chordata; Actinopteri; Gymnotiformes; Gymnotidae. The record is from RefSeq and is a predicted model, not a curated record. Gene Ontology annotation, cellular component: MHC class II protein complex; membrane.